AUGUCUCAGGAAGAUGAUAAUCGCGAGAAAAGUGCUAAUACUUUGGACAGUAUCAUUGACUUGCUUCGAUUUCGUUUGGUGAGAGCUGUUCACAAUGAGGUGGAUUUAUGCGGUGAAAUGGUUGCAAGAAUUCUGGAUGACACAAUGCCUCAGGACGAAGGACCUUUGGUCACUGCAUCAUACGAGGAUGAAUUGAUGGAAGAUGUAUCAGAAGGUUUAUCGGAUCAGUUAGGUGAGUGUGACCAUAAGAUGGAUGUUGCGACAAUAGCGACUACCGAGCAAUAUGGAGAGGCCAUGGCGGAAAAAGAUUGGGAAAACUGCAGUGAAGACUCUCCAGUUCCAGGAGAGCCAGAAUUGGAAAAUGUAGAACUGGAACGCUUGAACACACCGGGAAGUAUGGAAUCAAUCGUUCAGGAAAUAUUCGUAAAAGCAGUCAAGAUAGUUAUCCACAUGUUAGAGAAUGCAGGAACCGAUGAAAGUGUGGCUUAUGAUGACCAGGUUUCCUAUCAUGAUUGCUUGUGA
Molecule: messenger RNA, 522 nt
Organism: Acanthocheilonema viteae
Lineage: Eukaryota; Metazoa; Nematoda; Chromadorea; Rhabditida; Onchocercidae
Source: the annotation of a GenBank genome assembly